AUACAGUGUUACGUUUGAAGGUGAGCAUUUAGUAGAGAGUUCAGUUCCAACUUCUCGUUUAUGUUACUUUUGAUACAUUUUUCAUUUCUCUUCAAAUGAUCUAAACACAUGGCUAAUUAUCCUGUAUGGGUACGUACAGUACCAUUCAUUGGAACAAUGGUAGUUUCAGCUUAUGCUGUUGCAUAUACAUGGUAUUAUACUCUUGAAAAAAAACGAUUACAAUCACAUUCACAUAAUUUAGAUGAAGCGUAUGUUUUAGAAUUUUAUAAAAAAAUUUCCGAAACUACCGGUAAAACUGAAUGGAAGAAUAAACGAGUAAAACGUCCAUGGGGUGAAUGA
Messenger RNA from Schistosoma turkestanicum, 339 nucleotides. The record is from the annotation of a GenBank genome assembly. NCBI's taxonomy places the organism in Eukaryota, Metazoa, Platyhelminthes, Trematoda, Strigeidida, Schistosomatidae.